This is a messenger RNA of Fomitiporia mediterranea MF3/22, 261 nucleotides long. RefSeq lists its product as uncharacterized. The transcript has a single exon. The record is from RefSeq and is a predicted model, not a curated record. NCBI's taxonomy places the organism in Eukaryota, Fungi, Basidiomycota, Agaricomycetes, Hymenochaetales, Hymenochaetaceae. The annotation marks the transcript as partial.
UUCACUAUCCGCCCGUUCACUGAUUACGAACGUACAAACGACCCUCAAGAGUCUCGCCGUCGCCGAGAUUUUAACUUCAAACUCUCGCAUUGCCGUAUUGCGAUUGAGCACGCAUUUGGGAUGCUCAAAGGACGAUUCACUUCCCUACGAAGUUUUCCCGGAUACAAGCUCAACGUCAUUUAUAUGACGGUUGAAGCUCUGAUGGUCAUACACAAUAUAUUGAUCGAUUUAAACGACGACCCAGAAACUAUUGCAAACUAC